Messenger RNA from Heterobilharzia americana, 7752 nucleotides. Lineage: Eukaryota; Metazoa; Platyhelminthes; Trematoda; Strigeidida; Schistosomatidae. The record is from the annotation of a GenBank genome assembly.
UCAAUCUAUGCUUUAGUCUGUGUGUUUGUCUGUAUACAUGUUUACUUGUGCUAUGCCAAUUUUUACCCUACUAUGUCGCCACAUCGUAGCCAAAUAAUAACAUUAGUCCAUUUUAUUCAGUGAUAUGGAUUUUAACACUUAACACACCAAGGUUACACUAAUAACAAUGGUUUUCAGUUCCUGUAGGAUUUCUAUUGUUAUCCUCCUUUCAUGCAGGAUAUCUGUUGUUUGAAACAAUCCCUUUUAUGAAUUUCAAUAACGUAAUUAGAAGAUGAAGUUUAUCUGAACAAUGUGAUGUAUUUACGCAAUACACAUUUCGAAUAAUCUCAUCACACACUUACUUGUCAAGUCAAUAAAUAUUAAACCGAGGACUACGGGGGACAAAUACAACAAUUAACACAAUAGGGGAUUAAAAUUAAGAAAGAUAAGAACAAAAGGGAAGUGACCUAGUUGAUGCUAAUCUAGGAAAAUACUUUUCAUCCGAACCAUAGAAAGCUAACAAAUUUCCAGACGAAAAUUAUUCAUCAACAAUAAUUUGUUGUAUAUAAAAUCACAUAUGAUACUAAGCUUCUUAUUCAUUAAUUUGUUCAAUACAUUCAUUGACAAGUUCAUCUAACGACGAUAUCAAUGCUUAAAUUAUUGAUAGAGUCAUUUUUCCCCGCUGAUAAUUUAUCAUUACUGUUAUUCUUCCUUCAUAAUAAUUAAAUAAAAUGAGCAUUUCAAUCCAGUCUGGAUGUCUUUCAGUCAGUCUUUUAUCCUCCGUAUUACUUAUUCAUCUAUUGUUCAAAACAGCUAGCGCCAGUUUGCAGAUUAUACCACAGUUUACAGGCCUACCUCCUUCUAUCUCUCAGUUCGUAUAUCCUUCAAGUGAUGAUAUCACUUUUCCCCCACUUGAACUUGUAUGUCGAGCAUGGCCACCUAAUUCAAAACUGCAUAUUCUGGCUCAACAGUCGACAUCCUCAAUGUUAACCGAUCAAACGUAUGGUUUAAAUCCGAUUGUUUCAACUUCACUCAUCGCUGGGAAUCCUAAUAAUAAUAAUAAUAAUGGAUUAAUACAUCUCCCUCAAGGUCUUGGUAGUCAACGACAUGCUAUACUAUCGGCUUCACAAAUCAAUUCUCAUCAUUCAAGCUCAGAUGCCAAUUUACUGAACACUAACGGUGGUGGUGGUAGUGUUGGUCAUCAGUUUGUAAAUCCACUUAUCAUUCAUGAGACAGCAGCAGAUGCAGUUCGUGAUAAUCCUGCAGCUGGACCUCAUGAUGAAGUUGCUAUUCGUCUCAUAGUAUCAAGCCAAUCUGAAUUAAGCCAAAUGGAGUUGAUGAAACUUCAUUGUUCAGUUUCUACUUCAUUUGGUCGUAAAUUAAGUUCACCGUUUCGUGUUCUACCUGCUAGUUUAGGUUCAUUUCCGUCGUCAAGGGAUGCUGGCACUUCUUCAUCUCAUACUGAGAAUGUUGAAUUUCUUCGAGGAAAUAUAGCAAUUGUUGAUUGUUAUUUACCAACAAACAGUUUUCCAAAACCUUUAAUUGAAUUUGAGUUGAACAACACCGUCAUUGAUCUCACAGCUUUACAUAAUGAAAAAUAUCAUCAAAUCAUUCGACCAGAUAGAAAACGAGUUAGUCUGUUAAUUCAAAAUUUUCAACCUCGUGAUUGUGGUAUCUAUCGUUGUGUAGCAAUAAAUCCACUGACUAGAGAAAAGAAAUAUUCACCUGAUGCAGUGAAUUUAAAGAUUAUCAUCCCAGAUGUUCCUGUUGCUGGAAAAAUUCGUGUCCCUAUGGCAUCUGAAUCAAUUGAUCCUCGAAAUACAGCUGCAUCUCAAGAGAUAUUUGUUAGAGAAGGUGAAAAUAUCACCUUAUUUUGUAUUAUUCAAAGUGCUCCACCUCAAAUGGUUACCACUUAUCCAUUUGAACAGAAUUCAACUGCUCAUAAUCGAUUUCAUCGAAAUAAUUUAUUUGGAUUAUUAGAGAUAACAAAUGUACAUCCAAGUGAUGCUGGAAUAUAUAUUUGUACAAAUCGUCAACUAAGUUCUACAGCUCAAUUACGUGUUCGGAGACGUUUACGAUUGAUUAUAAAACCACAAGAUGUCUUUGUUAAUCAUUUGGGUGAAACUGUUCAAUUCAAAUGUACAUCUUCUAGUGAUCAAAUUACACCUUAUUGGUUAUUCAAUGGACAGCCUAAAAGUACAGGGAUUGGCAAAAGUGCUUACACCAAAAUCCAUGGUAAUCACAAUACAUUAACGAUAACGAAUGUAACUGUAUAUGAUAUAGGAAUUUAUCAAUGUAUUGCGCAUAGAUGGGAUCCAGAACCAGAUUUAGAGGAAUGGGUAUCUGCUUCAGCUAUUCUAGCAAUGAAUUCAGAUAAAAUUAUACGUACACCUCAAGAAUUAUCUGCAUUACUACCAGCUCCAAAACAUACAACAUUGGAAGAAAAACCACCAGAAAUUAUCACAGAAAGUUUAACACCAAUUGCUGAACCAGUCUAUGAUAAUUUAGCAGUGUAUAUAACAUGGAAAUUAUACACAAAACCGGAAUCGUCGACAACUAAUGAAAAUACUGGACAAAUCGCUUAUCGUGUAGAAUAUUCAAUGCAGAUUAGUCCAACAGAAAGACAAUAUAUUCAUUCAAAUAUCAAUCAUAAUCUAGAAGAAAAUAAUGAUAAUAUGAAUACUAGAAACACUAGUAAUAAUAUGGAUAACAAUAAUACACCAUCAGAUUUAUCUGAUCUGCCAGCUUUAAUUGGUUUACUUGGUCAUGAAGCUAUACGUUGGAGUGAUCCAACUGCACUUAAUCAACAAUUUUCUUCACCGUAUGCUUAUGCAACUGGUGAUCCAUUAGAACCGGGUAGACGUUAUCGUUUUCGUGUUAUACCAGUGGAUCCUUCAACUGGACUUCAUUUAGCUCCACCAUCAGGUUGGUCGAAUAUUGUAAGUAUGGAGCAUAUUAGUCAAGUUGAACCACCACAAAUAAAAGUUGUUCGACCUAUGUCUGAAGGUCAAGUUCACGUUGUAUGGAUGUUUAAUGGUAUAGGCGGUCAUCCAAAUCCUAAUGAUUUAAAUAUAUUAUCAAGAUCAAGUUCUUCACAGAAAGACUUAUCAAUUCAACAUCUAUCAUCAACUAGUGGUGACGGUGGUAGCACUUCUUCACUAUUUUCUAAUCAUGUUCAAGCUGAACAAUUAUUUAUGCCUGAUCAUUUUCUUAUACUUGCUCGACCUGUCAUUAAACCGAAACGUGGUUCUGGUGGUUCUAUUGAAUAUGGAGCUUAUUGGGCUACACAAGUGAAUGGUUCCAAUGCUAGAGAUGGACUGCUAACAGGUUUGAAUAAUACAGCAAACUAUCAAAUUAUUGUCUACGGUGUCAAAGGGAUUGGAGAUAAUCGACAGAUUACACGUUUCUCUAAAGCUGUUUAUGUCAAUAUGGCUUCUACUGAUUAUACUGGUCGUUAUAGCCUAUUGGAUACGUUGAAUAAUAAUCGUUUACUAUAUAUUAUAUUGGGUGGUAUAGCUGGUGUCAUGUUUCUAGUCAUGUUUAUACUUAUUCUUUUAUGUUUAUGUCGUCAGCAUCAAGAUCGUCGUACGCAUAGUCAACGUAAAAAACAAAAUGGUUAUGUACACGGUUAUAAAGAUUCUCCUGAUUUUCAUACUACGGAUGGAGUAACUAGCGGUGUAAAUAAUCCUCAACUAUCGCAUACUUUAGUUUCUACCAAUCAUCAUAAUAAUAUGAAUACAAAUAAUCCUAGUAUACAGCCUAAUCCUGGUAAUACAACUAUGACAAAUAACAGUACUGCAGGUAAUGUUACAUCUUCCAAUAAUACAAAUGAUCAAGGUAUGCCAACAACAAUGAUGAUGAUGGGUAAUUUACAGUGUAGUGGUCUAUCAGAGCAUUCAAUGUCUAAUAAUCCAGUACAAAGUGAAUUACAACAUCAAAUGUAUAUGCAACAACAAUCAGAUCAAUAUGCUACUGCUUUAGGUAUGUCUAAAGAAAUGUUUCAACAACGUCAAGCUAUAUUAGGCUCACAGAUGCAAUUACAACAACAGCAGCAGCAACAACAACAACAACAACAACAUGGUCAGUCGUAUAUGACUAACCAUCCACCACAUCAUCAAUCACAUCAUUCUCUACUCUUACCAUCUGUUGGUAAUUCAAAUCAAAUGUUAUCUGGGCAUAAUAUACUUCCACCGACAAUGUUUCAUAGUGGUACAUUACCAGGUGGACCACGUUAUUUACGACAACAACAAUCAUGUGGUUCACAUUAUUUUGGUAGUCGACAACCAUUAGAUAGAAAUAUGAUUAGUCCAUCGAAUGCUAUGGAAAUGACUGAACUUUAUCAUCAUCAUCACCAACAACAACAACAAAAUGGAUAUGCUUAUCAACAGCCACAGCUCCCACCGAUUCCGCAUCCACAGUCAUCAUUAUCAUCUGGUCUACCACCGCCUUAUCCAGCGCCAAGUAACAAUGGAACUAUAAAUCGACAAAUGAUAGCAAAUCAACAACAGGUUUAUUAUCCGUCUUCAGUAACACCUGGUGGUACCUCUUUAAAACGUGAACCUCCAACUGGUGGUGGUGGCGGCGGUGUUGGUUCUUUACAAGACGGUUCUGGUUACGGAACAUUACUUCAACGUGGUGGCCCACUGACAGCUUCAAUGAUGACUGAUCCAUCACUUGGUGGAGGUGGUGGUGGUGGUAGUGUACCAAUGAAUGCUGUCUACUAUCGAGGCAGUCAACAAGCAUUGCAUAUGUAUCCGAAUGGAAUGAGUACUCCACAAUCACAACACCAUCCAGGAGGAAUUUAUCAAACACAUCAGCAACAACAACAAGCACUUUAUAUGCAACAACAAUUGCAGCAGGCACAAAUGUAUCCUGGUUAUUUCAGUCCACAACCUCAAUCGCAUAUGGAUUCUAUGGGGCAUGGGCAUCAUAAUUUCAAUCAAACUGACGGAGAGUCAGUUUAUUCAUAUUUUAGUCAACAAGAUAUGAAUCAACCUGGUCCACAUCAACAUUUGAAUCCAUUACCAGAAGAAAAUCAAAUGAAUAAUCAAAGUGAAAAUGGUCCAGGAUUUGUUGAUUCUGGUAUACAGACUGCUGAUAUGAAUGGCGGUGCUGCGACAGUAGCUGUAGGUACGACUACUGAAAGUGGUAGUCCAGCUACAGGUGGUAGUCAUCGUCAUCAUCGUCGUAGAAGACGUAAACAAUCACAACAACAGUCACAAACAUUAUCACAACAAGAACGUCAACCUGAAGAUUUAUCUGGUGGUUCUGAUGCACUUCACAAUUUCAAUCCAGAUGAUGGUGUUAUUAAUGGUGGCAGUAGUGGUAUGGAGCGUCUACAGAAUCAAUGUCAAUCGACUCAUGAUUCACAAAUGGAUUUGGGACUUCAGAAACGACAGCAUACUCUAUCUCCAGGACCAUUUUCUGAUACAGAUCCUUCUAUGUCUGGUCAAUCUAAUCUACCUGGUCUUCAUUCGUAUCCACAUGGUAAUGGAUCAAUGGAACCUCCAUCUAUGUCAAGAUAUGUUCGUUAUGAUUCACCUCAACGUGCUCCAUCUGUUUUGGGUCAAUUGCCACCGCCCAAUCAACCUCCACCUCCACCUCCUCCACCAGCUGUAGCUGCUAUGGCGUUUGCAUCAAAUAUGAAUAGUUCAGAUCAUAGUCAUCAUAAUUCAAUGACCUAUCAACAUCAUCAUUUCAAUCCAGACUCCUUGUCGCGUCAUAAUGGUGGUGGUGGUGGUGGUAGCAGUGGUUCCGGUGUUUAUCAUCCAUCAGGUUCUGGUACUGGUCUACUAGUUGGUCCACCACCUCGUAUACGUGAUUAUUCUGAAUACGGUAUCCCUAGAGGUAUUGGUUUACCGCCUACUCCAGCUGGAGGUGGAGGUCAACCUCAACCACCACAACAUAAUGUUAUCAUGUCAUCCAGUGGAAAUAACAAUAAUGGAAAUAUAUAUUAUGAUGGUCAUUAUCGUGAAGGACAAGCCUAAAUCCACUAUAUUCUCUGUGUCUAUCAAUAUGAUUAACCCUUUCUCUUGAUCAUCAUCUUUUCUCCCCGUUUCUUCAUCAUCUCAUGAUGCUUUUAUAUUCAUAUCCAACCAUAGAAGUUCAUGGCCACCGCGUUUCAAGCUUACCCGGCUUGUCCUAGGUUACAAUAUGAUUAUUACUAUGCAUUGAAUUGAUAUGACAUUGCAUGAUCCAUUUGCUUUUUCUUUCACUUCUAUAUCGUUUUUGUUUUUUCUUUUUUUAAAUGUUCCUUACUCUUGUUUAUCUUUCUUUCCAUUUUUUCUGCCUUAUCAAUCAAAAGUAUAAAAAAAAAAAUAAUUUCAGGUUUUACACUUAAUAUAUAUGACAAUCAUUCUCUGUAUGUUGUCGAUCUCAUAACAAUCAAAUUUCAUUUUCUUAUUUAAUUAUUGUAUAUUUAGUUAUUUAUUGUUUAUGAAGAGAUUGGAUCAAAGCAGCUGGAUACCUUUCUCUUUUUUUUGUAUUUGUUUUAUUCCCCCCCUCCCCUCCUUUUUUUUCGGAGUCUGUUCAUCUUUAUACUUUUUUUUCAUUGUCGAUUGUAUUCAGUAUUUAGGGGGGGGGGGUAUAACACGUUGUUUAUUAGGCUUUUUGUGUCAAAGAAUUCGCUGUCACCAUCAUCAUCAUCAUCUAGUAUGUACAGUCAAUGUUUGUUUUGACCGCUUCAUUUUAUUUCUCUCUCAUAUACACACUACUCACAAGUGGUAUUAGUAGUAUGAUUAUAUAAGUAGUUAUUAUUAAUAUCUUGUUUUUUCUGUUUUGGGCCAAUUUUGCAUGUAUUCUUGAUUAAUUAGUUUUAUCCUUUCUAUUACAGAAAAAAAAAUCUUGUUUUUUUAUCUCUCUAUGUAUUAUUCUACCGGUUAGUUAUAUAUCUACUUGAUUGAUUCAUUUAAUGAAAAAGGAGAGAGGAGAGGGAUAAGUAUUGUAAUUUGUACAGAGGUAAGUAUUUGUUUACUAUGACUAAAUCUUAUUUGUUUCAAUAUAAUAAUGAUAAAGGAUUGAUAUUCAAUGGGUUAUAUAUCAUUUUACCUGAUAUGCCUUAAUUAUUUAUUUGCUUUGCUCCAUCGUUAUACAUAUAUAUAUAUAUAUAUAUAUAUAUAUAUAUUAAUAUAUAUAUAUAUACAGAGAGAGAGAGAGAGGCGUUAUCUUGCUUUUCGAUGUUCACAGAGGUGGUGAAAAAAUUCAUUGGAAUAUAAUUAUCCUUUAUAAUCUGUGUAAUUUCCAAUUGCCUUUACAUGCUUGUAUGUUCAGACCUCGAAUAAUAAGUCGUAGAUGGAUGAGGGAACAGGAGAAACAAAGUAUUCCCGGUUUUUAUCUCCAAUUGCCUGUUAGAAGACUUGUUACAUCAUUACCACUAUAUGAUAAUCGUAAUUGUAUGCAACAGUAAAAGUAUAUCUUGCUUUUAUCUUUUCUUUUCAUAUAUCUAUAUAUAGUGUUCUUGUUUUUCUCAGAAAUCUUUGGCGGUAUAGUUUGAAGAGAUUUUAAUUUUUCACUGCUUUCUUUCUUUUAGUCUGUUUAUCCGAUGAUAAUUGAAUGCUUAGACUUGGAAUUGUCGUGUAUACGCUGCUUUUUUUCUUUCUUCUAUGCCAGUUGUUGUUUCUCUUUAAACUUUAAUUUUCACCAUUUUUAUUCCUAUUGUACCUACCUAUCAUCACUAAUAAUCAUAGUAAUACUGAUAUAAAUCAUGCAUUAUUGUGUUGAUUGUAAAGUCUUUAAAUAGAACAAGACGUUCACCCUCGAUUACAACAUUGAUAC